Messenger RNA from Mustela erminea (ermine), 2476 nucleotides. It is a transcript of the gene PIGL, whose product is annotated as phosphatidylinositol glycan anchor biosynthesis class L. The coding region runs from base 121 to 1002 and encodes 293 amino acids. The record is from RefSeq and is a predicted model, not a curated record. Gene Ontology annotation, biological process: GPI anchor biosynthetic process. Gene Ontology annotation, cellular component: endoplasmic reticulum. Gene Ontology annotation, molecular function: N-acetylglucosaminylphosphatidylinositol deacetylase activity. NCBI's taxonomy places the organism in Eukaryota, Metazoa, Chordata, Mammalia, Carnivora, Mustelidae. The transcript is spliced from 6 exons.
AGCCGCUGGUCGGCAGAACAGUGAAACUCGGAACGCAAUUUCCGCGGUUGCAGUUUUCCCGCCGGAGGCUGGGUGUGCUGCAGCCUUCCUCCCGCGCAGGCGCAGUGCCACCCAGAGAGGAUGGAAGCCGUGGGUUUUCUGUGUUUGGUCGCUGCGGUCGUAGCGUGGGGCUUCCUCUGGGUUUGGGACUCCUGGGAAAGAAUGAGAAGUCAGGAGCCGGCUGGCGUCCCGGGAGGUGGAAGUAAGACCCUCCUGGUGAUCGCGCACCCCGACGAUGAAGCCAUGUUCUUUGCUCCCACUUUGCUAGGCUUGGCCCGCCUGAGGCACCGGCUGUCUUUGCUCUGCUUCUCUGCAGGAAAUUACUACAAUCAAGGGGAGAUGCGUAAGAAAGAACUUUUGCAGAGCUGUGAUGUUUUGGGGAUUCCACGUUCCAGUAUAAUGAUUAUUGACAACAGAGACUUCCCAGAUGACCCAGGUGUGCAGUGGGACACAGAGCGUGUGGCUGGCACCCUCCUCCAGCACGUGGAAGCUAACGGCAUCAACCUGGUGGUGACGUUCGAUGCAGGGGGAGUCAGUGGUCACCGAAAUCAUGUUGCUCUGUAUGCAGCUGUGAGGGUGCUCGGUGCUCACGCUUCAGUCAGUGAAUGUGUUGCGCAAGUACAUCUCCCUUCUGGACCUGCCCUUUUCUCUGCUUCAUACCCGGGAUGUCCUCUUCGUGCUCACCAGCAAAGAAGUGGCACAGGCCAAGAGAGCCAUGUCCUGCCACCGCAGCCAGCUGCUCUGGUUCCGCCGCCUCUACUUACUCUUCUCCAGAUACAUGAGGAUCAACUCCCUGCACUUCCUCUGAAGCCUGGAGGGGUCUUCUGGGCUAAGGAACACAGGGAGAAGCAAAGACCAGAAUUCCUGGGCCCGGGCCUUGAGCUGGCGGAUCAGCCUGAACUGAAGAGAGCCCCAUGGGGGAGGCCUUCCAGAGCUCUGUGGGUCUGCGCUGAGAAGCUCUAACUAAAGGGGGGACCAUGCAGGCCAAUGGGUGGUCCCAACGUCAGCUUCUUCCUCUGGGGGAAAGCCCCACGGCAGCCCAAACCAAACCAACCCCAGGAUACCAAUAGCUACCCUGACAGCUUCUCAAGUUCUUCCGGAAAACACGCUACAUAAUGGCACCAUGUCGGUCAGGCAUCUAGGACAGAGCCUGCUGUGAUGAUAAAUGCUCUGAAAGGUGCUCCCAGAUCACUUCUCAGAGGCCAUGAGGCAGAAUUUUUAUGUUGUUUCCAAAGCAGCCUCACCAAGCUCACACACACGAGCAGCCCCGAUAGUGAGUGAGUUCAGCCAUUAUUACUUUGAUUCACGUCGUGGCCUCUGUAUCAAGUUUGAGUCCCGAGGAAGCUUCUCUACUUAACCUCAUAGUCGUUAAACCGAUUGGGGCUCCCGAAGGCCAAAGGCCGACCACGAUGCCCAGCAUUUCCUGCUGAGACUGUUACAAAGUGGGCCUGCCCGGAAGGAGCAUCCAGUCAAAGAUCUCAGCUCCCAGUCUUUUGAGGGAAGGAGGAAACAGGAAGACAAAUCAGGAAGUCUUGUGUGUUGUUGUUUUUUUUUAAAUCCUCAACCAAAACUAAACAAAACAAGAAAGCUGAUGUCGUAAAAUUGUGCUACAGACAAAAGCAGUCUGAGGGAUCUGGCUUGGAAACUACUCCCACGGCCCAGCCAACGGUCCAGGCAAGUGGCCCGAGGCUGGGAAGCUUAGGGGUCAAGGGCACAGGCUCCGCAUACUGGUGGGAGGCCAGAUUUACCAACAGUGUAAUCAUGGACAAGGUGUUUAACCUUUGUCUGACUCAGUUGUCUCAUGUGCAAAAGGGAACGCAGUCACGGUACCAACCUCAGAGGAGACUAAGCCUGGUGGGCGCCCAGGAAAGGGUCUGGCAUGCAGUCAGGGCCCAGGAAAGGUGAGUCGCUGGUGUUUGGAGAUGCAUAAGCAGCCCUACCACAGAGGGACUCGCAGGAGUUGAAGUCCUGACACAAAAAGGACCUUGGUGCACAUUGUCCAGGGGUAUCCUUUCUGGCCCUUGGCGGAAGGCCUGCACUGCUGUCUCCAUAGCAACAGGUUACAGACCUGCUCUCUUGAUGGCCUCCUAUGGGCCAAGUGGGACUGAGCCAGAGAACAGGCCCUAAAACAGGAGUCUGAAAUGCAAAUCUGGUUGUUAUCUGUCUACUUAAAAUCUGUCAGUGGCUCCUAAUAGCCUCCUUAGAAACUGUGAGAAGAAAUCAGCCAUUGAUGCUAGAUGGUGGGGGGGUGGGAGCAGAGGACAAGCUGCCUCCUGUCUUGCUUCUGAUAAGACAGGCCCUGAGCCAGCUUCUCCAGACUGCCAGUCUCAGUAUGUAUUAAGAGCUUAUAAAGUACCCAAACCCUGGGGUGCCUGGUGUCUCAGUGGGUUAAGGCCUCUGCCUUCAGCUCAGGUCAUGAUCUCAGGGUCCUGGGAUU